GGAAACAGUCACCCGGAAACUGUUAUUGACGGCUGAAGACUUUUAAAACUUUAUAGAUAGAAUUUUAUUACUGGUCUUUUAGAUUUAUCUUUUAAGUAAAUCAUCCAAAUGGAAAAAAAGUAUUGCGCCAAGCAUACUUCUUUAUUGUGCCUUCAAAUUGUUACUUCAAAUAAAGAGAAGUCAAAACCUUCAUUGCACUAUGUCUGCAGUGACAAGAAAUGUGAUUUUUCGAUGCCUUCAAACGAACCUUUCCAUGAUUGCCCCAAACAUCCUGGCAGACGAGUUCUAUUAAAGAAGUAUGUAACAGUGGAUGAUAAACAAAUAUUAAGGUUUCAAUGUUCUUUGGGGCGAGCGAAUGAAAUCUGGUGUGGAUUAUUCCCAGGAGAUAGAGUAAAAUUCAAUUAUUAUAAAGAGAAAGGUUCCAAUCCAGGAUCAGUCCAAGAUAAAAUGUCAGAAGUAAAAGUAAUUGAGAGUGAUCUUAGUGAGAGGAAGAACAAUGGUGCGGGAAUAAUAUUAUUAAAUUCAAACGAAGCACCAAAGGCUGAUACUUUUAUGAAGACAAUUCAAAGUCAUGGUCAAUAUUACAAUGGUCGAAUGAAUGCUGAAAAAUUAACAACUAUCAGAAAAGUCACAAAUGAUGCCUUAAUGAGUUUACAUAACCAAUUGGAAUUGUGUCCAAAGGCCGAAGAUUUUUGUUCGGAGCCCGAAGGUUUAAAACAUUCUUUAAUGUCUCAUCAAAAGCAAGCUAUUGCUUGGAUGAGAUGGAGAGAAAAACAAAUGCCUUCCGGUGGAAUUCUAGCUGAUGAUAUGGGUCUCGGCAAGACUUUAACAGUUAUUGCAUUGGUGUUAAAAGAUCUACAAAAAAGGCAGAAAAAAGAAACAAAAACAUAUUCUCCAACACUGGUUGUCUGUCCCGCGUCGGUGGUUCAUCAAUGGAAUACGGAAAUUAAUAAUCACGUGGUACCAAAAAAUCGUCCAUCCGUAAUAAUAUACCAUGGGGCAUCGAGAGAAAGACAAAUUGAUAUUCUUUCACAAGCAGAUAUUGUUUUAACAACUUAUUCAUUGGUGGGACGUUGUUCAUCCGAUACGAAAUCUCAAGGAAAUUUAUCGGAUAUUGAGUGGAGAAGAAUCGUUCUAGAUGAAGGACAUGUUAUUAGAAAUUAUAAAACUGAAAGUGCAAAAGGAGUUUGUAAUUUGACUGCAAAGUAUAGGUGGAUUUUAACGGGAACACCAAUACAGAACAAUUUGGUCGAUAUGUACUCCUUGCUAAAAUUUUUACGUUUCUCGCCUUUCGACGAAUAUGAAUUAUGGAAAAGACAAGUUCAAAAUUACGGAACAAAAAGAUUAAACGUCAUAGUAAAAGCAAUCUUACUUAGGAGAACAAAGCAACAAACGGAUAACAACGGCCAACCUUUGGUCAAUCUUCCAGAGAAAACAAUUAAAAUUCAUAAAUUAACAUUAUCAGAAAGGGAAAGAAAAAUUUAUGAUCAUAUUUUUCAAAAAUCUAAAUCCUCGCUUAUGGACUAUUUGGGUAUAAGAGAACAAAGGGAGUUGGAUGCCAACAUGAAGAGCAAAACGAAAUUAGAGAAAUCUGCCGAAAAAGAAAAUUUGGCAGCUGAUAUGAAGCUACCUUCGGAGCUACCUGAUACGAAGAAAGAAGUCAUUAACACAACGCAAUUCUCUUCACGACAAGCUGGAACACAAAUUUUAACAUUACUUUUACGAUUGCGACAAAGUUGUUGUCACGGUAAUCUAUUAUCGAACAAGCUAGAAGAAAAUCCAUCGGAGGAUGUUGAAUUAGAUAUUGUUGCACAAAUGCAACAUUUAUCUGUUAAAGAUCAAAAGAAAACUGAUGACAAUUUCGUCUCAUCUAACGGAAUUCCUACGAUGUCGGAACGUAGUUCUAAAAUUGAUGCUCUUAUGAAUCAUAUUGAAGAUAUACGUAGAAAAAAUGAAAGAUGUGUUGUUGUUUCUCAGUGGACUUCAAUGCUAUUAAUAGUGGAACAACACCUGAAGAAGGAUCAAAUAAAAUAUGCAACAAUAAACGGUAGUGUUCCACCUAAAGAGAGAUCUGUCAUUGUUGAUUUAUUUAAUGCUGAGAGAGGAGCUGAAGUUCUGUUGCUGUCCUUGCAAGCUGGGGGUGUUGGUCUUAAUUUAAUAGGCGCUAAUCAUCUCUUUUUGAUGGAUAUUCAUUGGAAUCCAGCUUUAGAAGCUCAAGCAGCCGAUAGAAUUUAUAGAGUAGGACAGAAAAGAAAUGUAUUCAUACAUAGGUUCUUUUGUGAGAAUACUGUUGAAGAAAGGAUAUCCAGAUUACAAGAACAAAAGAAGAAAUUAGCAGAAAAUGUUCUAUCGGGAACGAAAACUGUAUCUCAAAAAUUAACUAUGCGUGAUUUAAGAAUGUUAUUUGGAUUAAGCGAAGGAGAAAUGCCCAGAAUCCCGCUACUUUCCAAUCAACAAAAUCAAACAGCAUUAAAAGCUCAAUAG
Molecule: messenger RNA, 2484 nt
Organism: Dimorphilus gyrociliatus
Lineage: Eukaryota; Metazoa; Annelida; Polychaeta; Dinophilidae
Source: the annotation of a GenBank genome assembly